This is a messenger RNA of Acanthocheilonema viteae, 243 nucleotides long. The record is from the annotation of a GenBank genome assembly. NCBI's taxonomy places the organism in Eukaryota, Metazoa, Nematoda, Chromadorea, Rhabditida, Onchocercidae.
AUGGAAAUAGAAGAAAAAGAUAAGGAAACAUUCAGUGAUAAACCUUAUUGUUCUCAUCAACAACAAAUAAGUGAUGAGAAAGAUGAUGUUACGCAAGAGGAAAAGCAACCUGUUGAUAAGAUGACCCUUCUACAUCAGGCAUUAUCACAAGCUAGCGUUACACGAGCAAAACGUUGCAAACAGAUUCUUAUUUUAAAACAACAAUAUUAUUGGUCUUCAAUAAUAUUUGUGCUUGAAAUUUAA